UGAGCAAGAAAGAGUGGGUUUGACAUAAAGGGGGCGUGGGUAUAUGUAUGAAUGGACAAGAGCGCACGGCUGCAAAUACAAAAAGCAAGUAAUCGUUUAAUAAGUGUUGCAGGAUAAGCGCAGUUCGCCGCUUAAGACGGGCGGAUCCGGGGGUUCCCGACGCGGGCACAACAGGAGCCCUCGACAGCACUGUCCCCAGCUGCAGUCAGUAUGUCAAUCUAGCAGCGUGGGGGGGGGCAGUUUGCUGAAGGACAGCCUCAGCAAUGGCAGGGGAGUUCCUGAGCAGCACCUUGCCCCCAUCAGGGGCGGCCUUGCCGGUGUCCUCCUCUCUGACACUGGAGCAGAAGGCGGCCUUCGUCUUCGUCUUCCUGCUCUUCAUCUUCCUCGGCUUGCUGAUCGUCCGCUGCUUCCGCAUCCUGCUGGACCCCUAUCGCAGCAUGCCUUCCUCCACCUGGACCGACUACAUGGAGAAGGACACCUUCGAUUACCGCAUCGCCUGAACGGGCCUUCGCCUUCUCCCGAGGUCCAUGUAUAAGAUCAUCCAGAAGACAGCUGAAGCUGAUAAAUGGAUCCCUACUGGGAAGGCAAAACCCCAGCUAACUCUGACAAGCAAUUGCAAGGAUUCUAAGUACGGAAUGUAACCUUGUGUGUCAGCUGACCAAGAGUAAACACCUCAGGUGCCCAUGGGAGCAGCUCCAUUCAGUCUGUCUCUGUUUCCAAACCCACAUACAUAGAUCUGUCAUCUUCUUCCACUAAGCUAAAUUUAAAUUCAAUUAUAUCCUCAAUUAUACCCCUCUGCUUCUCAUAACGACUCAGAGAGGUGAGCCCCUCCCCUUUUCUGAAGGAAGGAUUUAUCUCUCAAAUGAGUAAAUUAGCUUUUUUUUUUUAGGGCAUUAAAGUAACCGAUAUGCAAAGUCCUAUUACUUUUCACUGUCACCAACAUCAAGCAAAAAUCAUUUUUAACUUGGCUUGUAGCGGAAAAAUGGAAGUUUCGUAAUACCGUGGAGAUCUGAAAUCUCCACUCCAUACUUCUGUGGCGUAGGAUCACUUGAAACACUACAUUACGUAGGGCGACGAAGUCUACGGGGCCUAUUUUAUCUAGGUUGACCUGAUAUAAUCUUUUUGAAUAUGUAUAUACCCAUGUAUAAGUCAAUCCACGAUACGACCUUUUCUGUGCUGAAUGUUUUCUAGCUAAAGUUCAAGGAGACAGCAAUGGACAGAAGCUCUGAUCCCCUUGAGAAGCAGCAUAGCACAGCAAGCGUAAACAGACGAAAGAGCAGAAUAUCGAGCGGCCUUAACCCUAUAACAAACACGACCAAGGUAAACGUCUGGGAACUUUGCAAGUCUAAAUGUUUACAUGUUUAUAUAUAACUGUGCUUUAUGCAGGAUUCUUGUGUGUUAUUGAAAGCACCUUUCUUCCUCAGUAUAUGUCUGACACUUUCAGUGUUUUGCUCACAACAAAACAAACUCACAACAGGAAUCGACAGGUGAAGCAAGGCCUCUGGGAUAGUUUUGGUAAUGCAGGUAUGAUUAUUGAAUGGAUGAUGUCAAUGGCCAUUGUUAGGGAUGGCAGACAUUUUUUGAAUGCAAUGUAAAGAAUGUAUUUUGUCUAGUGAACGUUUCAUUGAAAUUUAUCUUACGGUGUUUGGGGAUGAGAGAUCUUUCAGCUUUGGGUCACCCAAAACUAGAUCUAAUUAAGCUACUUCGGCAUUUUCCAUUAAAAUGCAGGUUUUACUUGAAAUUCUAUGUACAGUAUCCUUCUGAGUACUACCUAAGUAGUAUGUUCUACUGUAUGUAUCCUUAUGAGUACUACAUAAGUAGUAUGUUUGAAUAAGCUUUUUCAGAACUUAUUGGAAAUUAAAUUCUAAAAUGAUGUUGGACUUCCCCACUACAUAAAAUUAGUUUAUUAAGAUAUACUAAGAAAUAUUCUGAUACAGUCAGGAUAACUAGUAAUUGAAGUCCCAUUCUAAAUGAUAUCAGUCUAAGUAUAUUUAUUGCAUAUUUAUAUUAGUUCUAGACCAGUUGUGGAGAGAUAAAGAUGUGGAAUAGUAAAGGUAUGAGUUUUACACCCCUAUCCAAUGGUUGAUCAUGGUUUGGUCUCCUUCUCCUUGAUGUAUGCCUUAGAAUGUAGCCUGUUUACAGUCCGUAAUCACUGAAAGACAUGUAGCCAAGUUCGAACCAAGACCAACAGAUAGAAGGGGUUCCGAUCCAUCUAACUAGCGUCACUGGGGUUUUAGUGUAUAAAUCCAUUACGUUAUUGGUGUGCACUUUGACAUAAGCUUUCCUCUAUGUCACACUGUGGCGAUUAAUGUGCAGAAUCAGCUAUUGCUUGCGUUUCAUGCACAGUGCAUUUGCACAUCGGUGUGGCGUGGUGCCCUUGCAGCAUGCUAAUGACAACAAGGAAGCACCUGAAUGUUUUUUGAAAUCAACAGGUAAUGAUUGUUAGAAUUUAGAUAGUUUACUAAGGCCCAGCCUACUUUUGACCAUGUAUUAUAUUUUCCAG
Molecule: messenger RNA, 2503 nt
Organism: Paramormyrops kingsleyae
Lineage: Eukaryota; Metazoa; Chordata; Actinopteri; Osteoglossiformes; Mormyridae
Product: cortexin-3
Source: RefSeq, a predicted model, not a curated record